This is a messenger RNA of Sciurus carolinensis (gray squirrel), 883 nucleotides long. It is a transcript of the gene Med21, whose product is annotated as mediator complex subunit 21. The coding region runs from base 21 to 455 and encodes 144 amino acids. Gene Ontology annotation, cellular component: mediator complex. NCBI's taxonomy places the organism in Eukaryota, Metazoa, Chordata, Mammalia, Rodentia, Sciuridae. Gene Ontology annotation, biological process: regulation of transcription by RNA polymerase II. The record is from RefSeq and is a predicted model, not a curated record. Gene Ontology annotation, molecular function: transcription coregulator activity. The transcript is spliced from 4 exons.
CCCUUUACGUGCCGAGGAACAUGGCGGAUCGACUCACGCAGCUGCAAGACGCCGUGAACUCGCUUGCAGAUCAGUUUUGUAAUGCCAUUGGAGUGUUGCAACAAUGUGGUCCUCCUGCCUCUUUUAAUAAUAUUCAGACAGCAAUUAACAAAGACCAGCCAGCUAAUCCUACAGAAGAAUAUGCCCAGCUUUUUGCAGCACUGAUUGCACGAACAGCAAAAGAUAUUGAUGUUUUGAUAGAUUCAUUACCCAGUGAAGAAUCUACAGCUGCUUUACAGGCUGCUAGCUUAUAUAAGCUAGAAGAAGAAAAUCAUGAAGCUGCUACAUGUCUGGAGGAUGUUGUUUAUCGAGGGGACAUGCUUCUGGAAAAGAUACAAAGUGCACUCGCUGACAUUGCACAAUCACAACUGAAGACAAGAAGUGGUACCCAUAACCAGUCUCUUCCAGAGUCCUAGCACCAUGUGGCUAAGAAAAGAACUGUUCAAAUGACACUAAAAAUUCUGUACCAGAUUUAGAUAUAAGCCUUUCCAACAGUUACAGAAACUUUGACGUGUUACCUUUUUAGCUAUUUUUAACAGUCUUCUGUUUUUGCUCUUGGUAAAUACACUUAAAUGAUUAAACCAACUUUAAGCCAUUUUUUUUUAUCUGAAUGAAAUUAUUAAGGCAUAUUGAACUAAUGUUCAUAAUACAAUUAAACAUAUGUUAUAAUGUUCUAUCUUUUCUUUUUCUUGUAUCUUUAUAGUCAUUUUGCAAAUCAGACUAUUCCUCAAGCCAGAGAUGGGGGACAUUUUGGAUGGGGGAACACCAUUUUAGAUUGGUGUCCUGCCUCUUGGGAGGUGGCAUUGUAUGGUUUUUGAGAUUUAAGCAUAAAAGGUUCAGAAAC